AUGGCCUCACCGGCGUUGCAGAGAAGCGGGGCGGCGAGGCUCAGGGGCUACCGUUGUGGAGGAGGAUGGGGACGAGGCGCCGUCGCCGUGUCGGGGAGGCGGACGCAGUCCGGCGGGGAGGAGGACGGGGACGCGGCGACGGCGGGGCAGCGUCAGGCGAGGUCAGCUCUGGGCGGCGGCGAUCCGGUGAUGGGGCCACGGGUGGUGGCUCGGGCCGGGGUUGUCGAGGCCGACGCGGGGAGGCGAGGUGGCGGAGGAGGUGGUCGAGGUCCGGCGAAGGGCAGCACCAGCGUCGGGGCGCGGGGAAGGGGGGUCGACGCGGGCGCCGAGGCGAUGGGGGCGUCCGGCGACGGGGGCGAGGCGGCGGCGUCGCGAGUAUUUAAAGAUUUUAUAUAUUAG
This is a messenger RNA of Aegilops tauschii subsp. strangulata, 399 nucleotides long. The record is from RefSeq and is a predicted model, not a curated record. NCBI's taxonomy places the organism in Eukaryota, Viridiplantae, Streptophyta, Magnoliopsida, Poales, Poaceae.